UUGAAGAAUCCAAAAUUUACGAAAUAUGAUUAUGACACUUUUCUUAUGCUUAAUACUUUUCAUAACAGUCCUCUUCUUCAAAAAACAGACCACAGGGAAGAAUUCAAAUCCUGGCUCUAUAACAUUUCCAUCCCCACCGAGACUUCCAUUGAUUGGAAACCUUCACCAGCUCGGCCGUCACGCUCACCGAUCACUAUGCUCUCUCAGCCAUUGUUACGGUCCUCUCAUGCUCGUCCACUUUGGUCGUAUCCCGGUUCUUGUAGUCUCUUCUGCCGAAAUGGCUAGAGACGUUUUGAAAACGCAUGAUCGUGUUUUUGCUAGCCGUCCACGGUCUAAAAUCACCAAGAAGCUUCUUUACGACGGGUGUGAUGUGGCCUUAGCUCCAUAUGGAGAGUAUUGGAGACAAAUGAAGAGUGUGUGCGUACUCAGUUUGCUCAGCAACAAAAUGGUACGAUCCUUUCGAGACGUGAGAGAUGAAGAGAUCAGUCUGAUGAUGAAGAAGAUCCGGAAGUCGAGUUCUUUGCGAAUGAAUCUAAGCGAGAUAUUGAUGAGCUUAACGAAUGAUGUGAUAUGUAGAGUUGCUUUGGGACGAAAAUAUGGCGGUGAAGUGAAUUUUAAAGAGUUAAUGAAGAGGCUUACAAGGCUACUAGGAGCUUUUAGUGUGGGGAGUACUGUACCAUGUCUUGCAUGGAUUGAUUUGUUGCUCGCAAUUCAGAGAGAGAAGAGCGUCGGGUUUGAAAUCGACCGGUUAAGCAUAAAGGCUAUCAUCUUGGUAAAGGGAUAUAAAGAAAUCAAAUUUAUAUUCAUUGAUGUUUUAGUUUAUAACCGUAGUUCUUGUUUUGGUUUACAGGAUAUUUUUGUGGGUGGUACGGACACAUCGUAUGCACUUAUGGAAUGGGUAAUGACAGAGCUUCUACAUCACCCAGAGUGUCUGAAUAGACUUCAAGAAGAAGUACGUAUGAUUUGUAAGGGCAAACCGCGUGUAUCAGAAAAAGACAUUCAAGAAAUGAAAUACUUAAAAGCUGUAAUCAAAGAGACAAUGAGGCUACAUCCUCCACUUCCAUUGAUGGUUCCUCACGAAUCAACUCAAGAUGUCAAGUUAAGAGGCUACCACAUACCUGCCGGUACAGAGGUUAUGAUAAAUGCAUGGGCGAUUGGGAGAGAGGCUGUGACAUGGGGACCAGACGCGGAAGAGUUUAGACCAGAGAGACAUUUAGAUUCGUCUGUUGAUUUCCGAGGUCAAGAUUUUGAGCUGAUUCCGUUUGGAGCAGGGAGAAGGAUUUGUCCAGCAAUAUCAUUUGCUGUGGUGUUGAAUGAGGAAGUUUUGGCUAACUUAGUGCAUCAGUUUGAUUGGAGAUUACCGGUUGAAUCUACAGAAGUUCGAACAGGUGUUGUUGAGUCAACUGGAAUAGCAGUUCACCGCAUGUUCCCUCUUUAUGCCAUUGCAUCAACUACUUGA
This is a messenger RNA of Camelina sativa (false flax), 1459 nucleotides long. NCBI's taxonomy places the organism in Eukaryota, Viridiplantae, Streptophyta, Magnoliopsida, Brassicales, Brassicaceae. The record is from RefSeq and is a predicted model, not a curated record.